AUGAACGCUCCGGCACCAUUCGAAUCGUUUCUGGUAUUUGAUGGUGAGAAGAAGGUAGCUAUCGAAAAAGACACUAAAGUACCUAACGCUGCUAUAUUUACUGUAAACAAGGAAGAUCACACGAUUGGAAAUCUUCUCAAACACCAGCUGUUGAAAGAUCCGCAAGUAUUAUUCGCUGGUUAUAAGUGUCCACAUCCACUGGAGCAUAAGUUUGUCCUCAGAGUACAAACAACAUCUGAUACCACCCCUGCGGACGCGCUUACCAGUGCUAUCACUGAUCUUAUGGCUGAGCUCUCCUUAUUUGAAGAACGAUUCAGAGCUUCAUCCUCUUCAUCAUCAUUCUGCCCAACCAUAUUUCGUGUACGUCGAAAACGAACUGCUGAUCCACAUGGGGCUUUGGUUAUUUCAUUGAAGCGCGCAAAACAAAUACCAGUCGUAGCGGAACCGAUCAUUUGUUUUCGCGCUUCAACAACUGACUUAAAGCUGGAGUUCAGUGGUGCUAUUCAUUCACAACAUUUCAACAUCAUCGAUGUGGAUCCACAUCAGGACACUGUGAAUACAAAAAGAUCACCAUCGCCCUACACUGAUGAAGCAACAGAGAACAGUAGCAGUAAGAGUGACGUUUCAUCCAGUAAUCCUUUGGAACUAAUGAAAGAUUUUGUGGAAGAACCAUCGUCUAGCAUCAAGGUAAUUGGUGAGACGACCAUCAAAUCGAGUCAAAUAACAUUAAAUGGAGAGCCGUUGGUUGCGCUAAGCAAUCAAGAUGAUGAAGUUCGCUUAGCAAAUGCUGAUGAUUUAUUGUGUGAUGGUGAAGAUACAGAAAGCAGUGCAGAAGACGAUGAGGAUUCGAAUGAUGAGAAUAACUGGCGUAACGAUUAUCCUGAUGAAUC
This is a messenger RNA of Acanthocheilonema viteae, 890 nucleotides long. NCBI's taxonomy places the organism in Eukaryota, Metazoa, Nematoda, Chromadorea, Rhabditida, Onchocercidae. The record is from the annotation of a GenBank genome assembly.